Molecule: messenger RNA, 3066 nt
Organism: Schizophyllum commune H4-8
Lineage: Eukaryota; Fungi; Basidiomycota; Agaricomycetes; Agaricales; Schizophyllaceae
Exons: 21
Coding region: 1-3066 (1021 amino acids)
Source: RefSeq, a predicted model, not a curated record
AUGAGCGCCAUGCCGAUGCCAGGCAUGUUUCCCGAUGCAAAGGAUGGCAGUUCAACGGAUCCAGACGCUUCCUUCGGCCGUGCUGGGAACGAUACACUGAUCAACGAGCAGUGGCAGAAUAUGGUUCUGCUCACUGGUGACACAAAGCGUAGCGCGUCACGAUGCAACAGCAACCUUGAACACCAGCUUUCUCAAGCACAAGCAGUCGUUCAUGAACAGGAAGACACGCUACACGAGCUGCUUUCUAAGCUGCCUCUUGACAAUCCUUCAUUGACAGCUUUGAGAGAGGUUAGGGAGGAUAUCAGGUCGCGUUUGACGCAUCUCGUGAAGCGCUUGUCCGAGCAUGGAGACGCCAGCCUGUCGCAUAUGGAGACCCUAGCCUUGGCCGAUCUCAAUGCGCUUCUCACAGAACGGCUGCGUCUCAUGGAUGAGAUGCACUCGGCGUUGAAAAAAGCAAGUAAGCAGGCGCAUGCCGAACGGAAGGCGCAGCUGGAGGUCGAGUUGAAUGCGCUUGAGAUACUACUUAAUGACCGAGUCAGCAAUGAGAAAGCCAACGCUGACGCGUGGCUCGAUCAGCGUCGGGCCCUUGGGGAAAGUCUGAAUAAACUUCGUCGCGAUGCUGAGUUGGCUGCAUCACCUUCGCUGACGCCUGAGGCUGGCCCUGCCGCAUUGGCCAGCCUUCAUUCUCAGGUGGAAGCCGCAACUAGGACAAACACAUUUCUACGUCUCACCAUCGAGUCAUUGGAGGCCGCCGUGUCACGACAUCAGGACAUGCUACAGGACUACAAUAAUGUGAAUGCCAGGAAGGAGAGUGCUCUGAGGGUAUUGAACGAGGCCUGUACUUCGCUUCGUCAAGAACGAAAGGGCAUGGAGGAAGCAGCGCCCUCAUCCAUUGAAAGGCUGAAGAACGAGGUUGAAAGCGCGAGAGAACAGCUACAUUUGGAGACAUCCCAUCAUCGUGAGCUCGAGAGAAACCAAGAAGAGCGAUUAGCGUCGCUGCGCCUGAAGAUAGACGCACUGCGUGAGCAGGAGACGAAUGCCGAGAUGGAACUUGUGCGCCUCAAGCAGGCAGAUACAGCAUAUCGCCAGGUACAACAGCCACAGCGCCAAGGGGGGAAUGGGGAGGUGGGCACUAGUAAAGCCAAAAGGGGGGAUACGGGCGGAGGGCGAAGUCAAACCUUUGCCCGCAGCGUCACCGGCACGCCGUCGCCGCCAGAGCGACACCGCUCUAAGGGAAAGGAGCUUGCGCACGGUCACUCUCCGAAGGGAGGCUUCGAGCCGAAUGCAGGGCCGCCUGCUACGUCCUCCGCACGUCGGGGGAUGAGUUCCUCAUACAACUCGGAUGAAGACAUGCUCAUCGAUGAGGUUCCCUUACCGACGCCUCCAACACGCACGUCCGGGUCUCGGAGCCGCGAGGGAGCCGCGUCAAGUCGACCUACCGUUCAAUCUCGCGGUAACGACAGUCGUGCUGGUCUCUCUCUGACCUCAGCGAGCAGGAGGUCAGAGGAGCGCCGGCCCAUCUCUUUGACAAGCCCCCAGUCAAUACGAGGGGCGAAGGUUGGAGACCAGCUGGCUCAGCUAGCAUCAUUCAGACUCGGUACUCCUAUCGGAUCUUCUUCACGAGGCGGCACCUCGGAACCCUCAAGCAAGCAUUCGAGGUCGACAGGGAAGGUUCGCUCGUCAACGACUCCACGCGCCAGCCCGUACUCCCGCGCAUCUCGCCCGACCAAGUAUGACGCCGAUGAUAGCGAUGGCAGCUCCGAGAGCGGAGACGAGGAUGGUGACCUAGAGGACAACGGAAUCAGGGGCGAGAGCAGGCGGGAUGCCGGCGGGGACGAGAGCGACAGUGACAGCGACAGUGACAGCGACAGUGACAGCGACAGCGACAGCGAGGAAGGCUCGCCGCCGAAGAGAGUCAAGCGAGAGGAGGAGGAUCUCGCAGAAACGGACGAUGAAUCUGACGAGAGGCCGUCGAAGAUCGCCCAAAAGUAUAUGGCGCAGAAGCGCUUGCCUGGCAGCAAGUAUUCGCCACAACAGAUGAAGUCCAACUUCAAUCGCCUUGUCUUGAACACCAUCAAGAAGGGUCUUGGCGUCCAGCUCCUGUACCAGGUCGUGUCCGUGGAGCCUGUCAGCGAGGAGGACCUCCGAAAGUUUGAGGCGGGCGAAUCAAAGCCAAAGGUCACCUCCUUCAAGCUCGAUACACGCGGGGAGACAGCAAAGGAGCUAUUGCGUCUGGCCUGGAACGCGACGCUAGAGAAACUCGUGCGGAAGGUCAUCUGGCGGAAGGUCAAACCGAAGUUGCGCACCGGGAAGUAUGGGGCGGUCACCAAGGCUAAAGUCAAGAAAGGCGUGCACGAACGGUUCAGUCGUAUGUUCAGGGCUAUUGCACGCACAGUCGUCCUGGACGGGCAGACAUGGGAAGAGUUUGUGGAAGGCUUUGCAAAGGCGCACCAUGACUAUAAUGAACGCUCCCGGCAUCUCAUGAUGCGGCAUACGAAACUCGAUUUGCGCAUUCGAUACGCAACGAUCAUGCGCCUGUCCUCUCAACAAGUUCAGUAUAAACCGGGCGAGCAGUUCUGGUCCUACGUUAUCGAGGUCAUCAAGGAGCUCGGCUACGACGGCAUGUCUGACGAGGAGAGCGACACAGAGGAGAUGACCCGUCCAAACAACUUCAAGGUGAAUGUUCGGUACAGGAAGGUGCUGAAGCUCAGGUGGCGACACCCGUCGAUCGAAGCGCUCUUCGCGAAGGUGGACGAGACGCCAAAGUUGGCCAAGGCGUUCUUCCACACUUCCGCGUCGUCGCCCUCUAACCGGCUCAGGAGGGUGCGGGUUGACAAGGAGAGCGUUCGAGACCCACCAAAAAACAUACCUAGGUCUCUUUACAACCCUGAGUACCUCGACUCUCUUGGGGCUCCGGGGGCUCGACAUGCAUUACGGGAACGCGGAGGCUACCGCAAACAAGAGGCGCAGCAGUCCACGAAAAGUCAACCCCCACCCGAACCUAUGUGCAUGCCCCUCAACGGACGCUCCUGGUUGAACAAGGACCAGAACCGCACCACCUUCUGA